Maylandia zebra (zebra mbuna) is the source of this 3094-nucleotide messenger RNA. RefSeq names its product neuropilin (NRP) and tolloid (TLL)-like 2b (gene neto2b). The record is from RefSeq and is a predicted model, not a curated record. Gene Ontology annotation, cellular component: postsynaptic density. Lineage: Eukaryota; Metazoa; Chordata; Actinopteri; Cichliformes; Cichlidae. Gene Ontology annotation, molecular function: ionotropic glutamate receptor binding.
GCAGCUGCAGACUGAUCAUCCGUUUGUUUGAGGCUGAGUCUCAUACACCGAGCUGGGCAGGAAAACUGUGCAAACUUCUGAUUCUGAUGACGAAUCAGAAGUUAAUCUGCUCUUUUUCGCACCUGAGUCGCUCUCAGUUUGACCAACACGACAAGGAUGAAAGUUCGGAUUUUCUAAAUCAGUAGUUUUAACGUGCGGUAAUCCGUACUACUGACAUAAACAGGGGAUGUGAGGGACAAGUUUGAAAACAGAAAAACUCAUAAAAAGGAGCUCAGCGGCGAGGAUGUACGCAGGUAAGAGAAAUCAUCCAUAUUUUCGCACUUUAGAGCAGAUCGCGUAUUUAUUUACUUAAAUGUCUGAGGGGGAAAGAGAGAGUUGUUAGAAACGCGGGUGUCUCAAAUCUGGUUUUUAGGGGUUUUUUCUUGGCUGUUUUCUGACAUGUUUGUGUAGUUACUUUGUGCAAAGAAAUCGUUUUUUUUUUCUUUGUUUUGAAAGUUUCUCUUGUGCAUCGAUUCGUGGUGCUGAAGUAACAGCUCCCCACACUUGCUCGGUGCAGUUACUCCAAAAAAGUAAGAAAAAUAAGCAACACGGAUUUUUCUUUAAAAAAAAGUAGGAAAUCCGUUUUUCCCCUUUUGCGUCAGCGUGUGGUGGCUCAGUGCCUGGGCGAGUGGAGGAUUUGGGCUGCUGUUGCUGCCUCUGUUCCUCUUCUGCACCCACUUAAUAUGUUCUCAGAAGAAGGGCUGCAAGUAAAUUUUACAUGCAGCAUGGCAGUGAGCCACACAUCUUAUUUACCUUAUUCUACAACAAUAAUGAAUUGAAAACAGAGUCCGAAGUUAUAAAUCUGCCUGUUUCCCAGGUCACAAGCUGUGACAGACAGAACAUGCAGCACGAACGUCCACAGCCUAUAUCAUAACUGUCAUUUUUGUUUUGCUUUUUGUCCCUGGAUGUGCAGCAACAUGCCAACAUGCCACUUUGGUGAAAACUCAAAGCAAGUUCUAAGCAGACUGGUGCCCCUGGGCAAGAUGAUUUAUUUGGGUCACAUUUUAUGUAAUAGGUACAAAUGUGGUGCAAGAUAUGAUUUCAUGAAACUUUUUUUUUCUUUUUUUAAUGCAUAUUUACCAUUAGGUGUCCUUGAACAGCUUCUUGGCAGACAGCAGUCCUCUCACCCAGCAUAAAUCUUGACGAAAAAAAAGAGGAUGCAAAGAUAAGAGUAAGAGUUAAGGAAGCAGAUGGUAGAAGCAGCUUGUUCUCUCACUCCCAAGCUUUGAACCCCACACCCUUGCCUUUAAUAUACAUUCAAGGAUUCUGCUGAGUGUACUGAAACAUAAAGCACAGACAAAGAAAUCCUGCUAAGCUCUCGUUUCCUUUAUUCCUUGAUUGUACCUCUCCUUACUAUGAUUUCACACACUGUUGACUUCUGUACAGUCUGGAUAUUUCUCCUAUUCAUUGAGGGGGGAUUUGCACUGGUGCAAAAGAUUAAAGAUUCAGGUGCAGGGUCGAAAGCAGUUAACCCUUCUCUACGAGCGCGUCACUGUGGAAACUGGGUACGAACCACUGAUGGCGGCACUUUCAGUUCCCCAAACUACCCAAAUACGUACCCUCCAAACAAGGAGUGCCUCUAUGUGCUGGAAGCCCUGCCUCGCCAGAGAAUAGAGCUGAUGUUUGACGAAGUCUUCCACAUCGAGGCGUCGUUCGAAUGUCGCUUCGACCACAUCGAAGUGCGGGACGGUCCCUUUAGUUUCUCCCCGCUCAUCAAUCGCUUCUGCGGAUCAGCCAGUCCUGGACUCAUCCUGUCGAGCGGACGCUUCAUGUGGAUCCGCUUCUUCAGUGAUGAAGAGCUGGAGGGGACUGGCUUCCAGGUCCAGUACAGCUUUGCUGCAGAUCCUGAAUUUCAUCUGCAUGUGGGAGGACUUUUAAACCCCAUCCCAGAUUGUCAGUUUGAGCUGUCUGGAGCUGACGGUGUAAUCCGUUCAAGUCAGGUGGACGAAGAGUCCAAAGUGAAGCCAGACCAGGCAGUGGAUUGCAUCUGGACUAUACGUGCCCCAACAAAGAACAGGAUUUACCUGCGAUUUUUGGAAUACCAGAUGGAAAACUCCAAUGAAUGUAAGAAGAACUUUGUGGCUGUUUAUGAUGGCAGUAAUGCCAUUGAGGAUCUAAAGGCCAAGUUUUGUAGUACAGUAGCUAAUGACAUCAUGCUGGACACUGGUGUGGGAGUAGUGAGGAUGUGGGCUGAUGAGACAAGCCGUCUCAGCCGCUUCCGGAUGCUGUUCACAUCUUUUGCUGACCCACCCUGUAUGAGCGGUGCGUUCUUUUGCCACACUAACAUGUGCAUCAACACUUCUCUGGUGUGCAACGGCAUACAAAACUGUGUCUUUCCUUGGGACGAAAGCAACUGCAAAGAGAAAAAGAACAAAGGUCUUUUUCACCAGAUCACAAAGACUCACGGGACAAUAAUCUGUGUGUCUACGGGGGUGGUGCUGUUACUCCUAAUUGUCUCCAUUCUGGUGCAAGUCAAGCAGCCACGUAAGAAGGUGUUGGUUCGUAAGAACAACUUGUUUCCUCGUGCUGACUUCCAGGAGGUGUUUGACCCUCCUCACUAUGAACUCUUUAAUCUCAGAGACAAGAUUUCUUCAAGAGACCUUGGGGAGUUGUCAGAGGAGCUCCAGUCCCUACAAGCGCUCAGGAGGUCCUCGUCAGGAUCGCGCUGCAUACACGAACACCAUUGUGGCUCUCUGGCCUCUAUCAACUCCAUUAAAGGCAGCCUAGGGGCGCAAGGCCUGGGAAGGGGAUCCAUGGAGCUUCCACCUUUCAGAGUAGACUUCCAAAACUCCUUGCCUCCCCUAAGAGAUUUCAACAGCAGUCUGAGGAAGAAGAGCUGGCCCAGUAUGAAAUCAGGCCGAAUGCAGGGCCAUCAUGGUAUGGGAGAGAGAGCUCUGGGGCGGCAGGACAGAGUAAUGGAAGAGGAAGAAGAGGAGGAGGAUGGAAGGUAUGAUGUGUAUGUGCGGAGAGGCGGAAGCCGAAGAGGCUAUGAAAUAGCCCAGCAAAGAUCCCUGUCCAUGGACUUUUGAGGAGAAAACACAAGAUCUGCGUUAGG